Messenger RNA from Acaulospora morrowiae, 125 nucleotides. The record is from the annotation of a GenBank genome assembly. Lineage: Eukaryota; Fungi; Glomeromycota; Glomeromycetes; Diversisporales; Acaulosporaceae.
GUGAAGCCAUCGAGAACUCUUUCCCUGUUGAUAUCAGAAGUGACAUGACCGUCGGGCACCUCAAAAAGUUGAUCAAGGAGGAGGCGGAGUUUGACAUUCCCGCAAACAAACUGAUGUUAUGGAAA